This is a messenger RNA of Aspergillus puulaauensis, 897 nucleotides long. RefSeq names its product putative glycerol dehydrogenase Gcy1 (gene gcy1). The transcript is spliced from 4 exons. Gene Ontology annotation, cellular component: cytosol. Lineage: Eukaryota; Fungi; Ascomycota; Eurotiomycetes; Eurotiales; Aspergillaceae. The coding region runs from base 1 to 897 and encodes 298 amino acids. The record is from RefSeq and is a predicted model, not a curated record. Gene Ontology annotation, molecular function: aldose reductase (NADPH) activity.
AUGUCAAACACUGAGAACACGAAGAAGGUGUACACCCUCAACACCGGUGACAAGAUUCCCGCCAUUGGUCUUGGUACAUGGCAAUCCAAGCCCAAUGAGGUCAGGGAGGCUGUCAAGAACGCUUUGCUGAAGGGCUACCGUCAUAUUGAUACCGCCCUCGCAUACGGCAACGAAGCUGAGGUCGGACAAGGUAUCCGUGAUUCUGGCGUUCCUCGUAGCGAGAUCUGGAUCACUACCAAGCUCGAUAACACAUGGCACCACCGGGUCACCGACGGCAUUGAGAGCUCUCUGAAGGAUCUCGGCGUCGACUAUGUUGAUCUAUACCUCGUCCACUGGCCCAGCUCGACCGACCCCAAUGAUAAGAAGAAGCACCUUCCUGACUGGAACUUCAUCAAGACAUGGCAAGAGGUGCAGAAGCUCCCAGCCACCGGCAAGGUCCGCAACAUCGGUGUCUCGAACUUCGGCAUUAAGAACCUUGAGAUCCUCCUGAACGAUCCCAGCACCAAGAUCGUCCCGGCUGUCAACCAGAUCGAAUUGCACCCCAACAACCCAUCGCCCAAGCUCGUCGCUUACAACACAUCCAAGGGUAUCCACUCUACCGGCUACUCCUGCCUGGGAUCCACCAACUCCCCUCUCUACAGUGACCCUACGCUCCUGAAGCUGGCUGAGAAGAAGGGCAAAACACCCCAGCAGGUACUGCUUGUGUGGGGUCUCCAGAAGGGCUGGAGUGUUAUCCCCAAGUCUGUCAGCAAGUCCCGCAUUGAUGCCAACUUCGAGAUCGAUGGCUGGAGCCUGACCGACGAGGAGGUUAAGCAAUUGGACAACCUCAAGGACCGCUUCAAGGUCUGCGGUGACGAUUGGCUCCCAAUCAAGGUCUUCUUUGGUGAUGACGAGUAA